Molecule: messenger RNA, 831 nt
Organism: Geodia barretti
Lineage: Eukaryota; Metazoa; Porifera; Demospongiae; Tetractinellida; Geodiidae
Source: the annotation of a GenBank genome assembly
AUGACCGCGUCUGCUCGUCGUUUCGGGCCUCGCAAGUCGCUUGGGCAGCACUUUUUGCAUGAUACCCGCGUGGUGCAGCGCAUUAUUGACGCUGCUGACCUGUCCCCGGAAGACACGGUUGUGGAAAUAGGUCCCGGCCGGGGCGUGCUCACCCGUCGGCUGGUCCAGCAGGCGGGGCGAGUUAUCGCCGUGGAGCUUGACUCACAACUGUGCGAGGAACUGCCGCCCCCGACUGGAAUUUCCGGAGACGCCCGGGAGGUCGAUCUGUCCGGACUGGCAUACGGAGAGGCGGGUCGAAAUCCGGCGGGAUACAAAGUCGUCGGCAACCUGCCGUAUUACGCUGCCAAUCCCAUCAUCCGCCGUACGCUGGAGUCGGAGGAGCCUCCCACUCUGGCCCUGUUCAUGGUGCAGAGGGAAGUGGCUGAGAGCAUGACGGCGGUUCCGGGCAACAUGCGGUUGCUGUCUGUGGCUACCCAGUUCUACGCCGAGGCCAGGGUGGUGUGCUCCGUGCCGCCGUCGGCCUUUCGUCCGCCGCCCAAGGUGCGUUCGUCCGUUGUGCGGCUGGACGUAAGAGCUGAACCAGCAGUCGCAGUGGAUGAUGCCAGCGGAUUUUUCGAGGUCGUAAGGGCCGGAUUCUCAGCACCACGAAAGCAGCUUCACAAUUCCCUGAGCCACGGGCUGAGGGUCGGGACAGCCCUUGGGUCCGCGGUACUGGAGCGGGCCGGCAUUGACGGACGGCGGCGCCCUGCGACCCUGGGGCUCGAGGAGUGGGCAGCGGUGUACCAGUCGUGGGUGGAAUUGCGAGAGGGGGCGGAGUGCGGUGGAGGUUGA